Megalobrama amblycephala (Wuchang bream) is the source of this 2940-nucleotide messenger RNA. RefSeq lists its product as uncharacterized. Bases 214 to 2001 code for a protein of 595 amino acids. NCBI's taxonomy places the organism in Eukaryota, Metazoa, Chordata, Actinopteri, Cypriniformes, Xenocyprididae. The transcript has 8 exons. The record is from RefSeq and is a predicted model, not a curated record.
GCUGGCAGCUCGCAUAAACCGCUGGUACUAUAUCAUCUCUCCUUUUCGGACUCGGAGAUAGACUGAAACUGAAACUCGCUCUCUAGCUGCAGUAGCCUAUAGGUCUGGGUGCGGUUCAGGAAUUACGAACACAUUCUGCGGAACAGAAUGAUAUAAAUAAUCUCCAUUGAUUAUCUUCAUUGAAUUCAGAAUCUACACAACUCUACAUAAGACAUGCAGAGCACAUUAUUACUUUUUCUAUUCUUAUUAUUCAUGCACGGUUUGUCUGGUGCAGAGACAGAUGAAUAUGAAUCUGAGCCUGUGUCAGUGAUGGAGGGAGAUUCUGUUACUUUACACACUAAUCUUACUGAAAUACAAAAUGAUGAUACGAUUCUGUGGAUGUUUGGACCUAAAGACUUUCUCAUAUCUCAAAUAACAAGAAAGGAUGAUCUGACCUCAUUUUUUGUGACUGAUGAUGAUGUGGGGUUUAGAGGCAGAUUGCAGGUUAAUCAAAACACUGGAUCUCUCACCCUCAGAAGCACCAGAAUCAGACUCUCAGGACAAUAUAAACUCACCAUCUCUAGAGAAAAGACUAGAUCCAAGAUAUUUAAUGUUACUGUCUUUGGUGUGGUUGGUGAGACAAAUGGAGUGAAGUCAGUGUCAGUGAUGAAGGGAAAAUCUGUUACUCUAAACACUGAUACUGAAAUACAUACAGAUGAUCUGAUAGUGUGGAGGUUUGGAAAUGAUGGCAUCCUCCUAGCUAAAAUUUAUGUAGAGACUAAUGAGACCUCAUUAAAUUAUGCUGAUGAGAGAUUCAGAGACAGACUGAAGUUGGAUCAAACUGGAUCUCUGACUAUCACAAACACCAGAACCACAGACUCUGGACUUUAUGAACUACAGAUCAGAGGCAGUCAGAGCUCACACAAGACUUUUUUCCUUUCUGUCAGUGGUCUGCCUCCAUGGGCUGUAACAGGAAUAUGUGUUGCUGUUUCUGUUUUUCUGACUGCAACUAUAACUGCCUGUUACUAUCACCGGAGAGUGGGCAAAGAGAAGAAAGUGUCGGUGACAGAGGGAGAUUCUUUCACUUUACCCACUGAUGUAACUGAACAUAAAAAUCGUAUGAUACAGUGGUGGUAUGAAGAUGAAGACAAUCUCAUUGCUGAAAUCAAAGGAGGAACCGGUAAGAAACAUGAUGUUGCUGAUGAGAGAUUCGGUGACAGACUGAUGCUGAAUGAGCGAACUGGAGAUCUAACCAUCGGAGACAUCAGAACCAUUCACUCUGGACUCUAUAAACUAAAGAUCAGCAGCAACACAUGCACCGGCAUCGCCCAAUUCAAGAGAUUCAUUCUUACCGUCAAUAAUGAAGAGAAGAUGCCAGUGAAGAAGGGAGAAUCUGUCACUCUGAAGACUGAUACUGAAAUACAGAGAGAUGAUCAGAUACAGUGGCUGUUUGGAGAUGAAAACACUAUCAUAGCUGAAAUCAAAGGAGGGACCGGAGAGAUCACUAAUGUUGCUGAUAAGAGAUUCAGAGGCAGACUGGAGCUGGACAAUAUGACUGGAUCUCUGACCAUCAAAAACACUGAAACUGAAGACAAUGAAGUUUAUAAACUGAAGAUCAGAAGUGUUAAAGGAGCCACAAACAAGAGAUUCAGAGUUGGUAUCUAUGAUGAAGAGAAGGAAGUGUCAGGAAAGGAGGGAAAGACUAUCACUCUAAACACUGAUGAUGAAAUGCAGAAAAACAAUCAGGUAUGGUGGCUGUUUGGAGAAGAAAACUCUCUCAUAGCUGAAAUCAAAGGUGGGACAGGAGAGAUCAUUACAUAUGGUGGUGCUGCUGUUGGGAGAUUCAGAGACAGACUGAAGCUGGACAAGGAGACUGGAUCUCUGACCAUCACAAACAUCAGGACCACAGACGCUGGACUUUAUCAAGUAUGGAUCAACAGAAGCAGUGGCAGAAAAAACAAGUAUUUGAGAUUCACUGUUUCUUUCAGACAGCACAAGACGAGCUGGUGGAGUUGGUUUUAGAGUUGAAGUUGAAAAGCUAAAGGUGCAUUUCUUGCACGAAAUCAGAUCUUUUCUGUAUAGGAUGCAUUUCACUUCACUCAGCAUUGAAAAUAAUAUUGUUGUGAAUCUCCAUCUGUUUUCAGUGUUACAGUUUGUCUGAAUUAUCAAAUUUAGCUAAAACCUGUUGAGUCGCUGACCCGCAUGCACGUUAGAUCAGUUUUAAAGCAAUCUGAAGCAAUCAUUGCAUUGAAAUGAACAUAGAUUUACACUGGAGUAACAUUGUGCACAUUAUGUUAUUGUAAUUUGCCAUUCAUAUUUAGGUUUAAAAUUGUUUUAAAAUAACUGCAAUGCAGUCAAUGCCCAGAAAGCUACUAAAGAUUAUAUGAUAUAUGACAAAAUGGUUUCUGCUUUCUGAUUGAUCAUAUUGUUCAAACAUCAAAAGCAUCAUAACAUCUAGACAUCUACCAGCAAAGACAAAAAAAAAAGUAUUUUAUCUUAAUUAGUAGGUUAAAUAUUUAUAUAGAAAUCAACGGAAACCCACACAGUGAUGGUCUACAUCUAUGUUAGCACAGAUUAACCUAUAUAUACCUUUAUAUCUAAACAUAAAGUCUAAUAUAUAAAAAAACAUUUAGUGUAAUGUAAGGCUCUUGUCUGCUUUUCAGUAUUGUGUUGUCAGUGCUGUACUGUAAUGAUGAAUACUGCUGUAAUGACACUGCUGGAGCUUUACCUAGUGACUGUAAGUGGUAAUAGACUCUCAUUGAACUAUAGGGGGAGCCAAAGUAGCAUCUUCUGCAUUAGAAUAAUUGCUGUUGGUGAAGUGAAAGUGAAAGUAAAGUGAUGUGUAGCUAAGUAUGAUGUUACAUACUCUGAAUUUGUGCCCUGCAUUUCAUCCAAGUGCACACACACAGCAGUGAGUAUUGAACAUACACACACCGUGAACACACACCCAGAGCAGUGGGC